This is a messenger RNA of Sinocyclocheilus rhinocerous, 4546 nucleotides long. Its product is annotated as transferrin receptor protein 1-like. The record is from RefSeq and is a predicted model, not a curated record. The transcript has 18 exons. Bases 148 to 2466 code for a protein of 772 amino acids. Lineage: Eukaryota; Metazoa; Chordata; Actinopteri; Cypriniformes; Cyprinidae. Gene Ontology annotation, cellular component: external side of plasma membrane. Gene Ontology annotation, molecular function: transferrin receptor activity. Gene Ontology annotation, biological process: intracellular iron ion homeostasis; transferrin transport.
CGCAAUAUGAAAACAAUCGCGCAGGGUCUCCAAGGUUAUUAUGUGUAUCUGCGGCGCUCGUGGUGGUCGUGACUAGGGUGCUGCGGUCGUGACUUUCGCCUUCAGUAAGGCAGGAGCUUGAGAACAUUGCAAUUAUUUGAGGCCACGAUGGAUCAAGCCAGGACAACAAUUUCAAAAAUCUUCAAUGGGGAGCCGCGCUCCUACACUCGCUUUAACCUGACCCAGAACAUGGACGGUGACAACAGCCAUGUGGAGAUGAAGCUGUCAUCUGACAUGGAUGAUGAAGUGGAGGCUAACGGUGUUGGGGAAAACAUAAACCAACAUAAUCGUCCUUAUUACCCCAGCAAACUGAACCAGCGUUCUCCCAAAACCGUCUGCGGAUUUGUCAUUGGCAUUCUGUUCCUUUUCAUUAUUGGAUACCUCAUUGGUUACCUGUCUAACAGAAGCACAGACAAAACAGAAAUCAAGUCCAAUUGUCCGGUCUUUAAUGAGAUUGCCCCAGUGAGAGCAGAAGCAGUUUAUUCAUUGGAUUGGAGUGAUCUCAGGGCAUUGCUGAAAAAGAAACUGACAACCCCCAACAUUAACACCAACCUCAAGGAAUUCUCUAGUGCCAGUCACCAGGCAGGAAGCACAGAAGAUGAGGCACUUGCUAAUAAAAUCAUGGGGAAAUUCAAAACUUUUGGAAUGAGUACCUGGACAGAUGAGCACUAUGUGAAAGUCCAUGAGCCUGGUUCCUCAAAUAACAGAGUCCUGUUCCGUGGUAACAUUGUGGGAACAACUGAGGGCUAUUUGGCAUACAGUGCAGUUAAAACAGUGCAGGGUGCAGCUCUGUAUGCCCAUUAUGGACGAACAGAGGACUUCAGGCGCCUGCAAGAGCUGAAUAUUGACGUGAAUGGAAAGGCUGUCUUGGUCAGAGCUGGACUCUUAAGUUUUUCUGAAAAGGUUGCUAAUGCUGCUAGCUUGAAUGCUAGUGCUGUGCUAAUUUAUCCAGAUCCUGUUAACUAUAAUAUUAAAGACGACACUGCUCUUUUUGGCCAUGUCCAUCUCGGGACUGGUGAUCCCUUCACUCCAGGAUUCCCUUCCUUCAAUCAUACCCAGUUUCCCCCAGCUCAGUCAUCUGGCUUGCCCAGCAUUCCAGCCCAAACUAUAACCAUAAAACAGGCUACUGAGAUCAUGAGUAAGUUAGGUGGUCGGACUUCCCCUGAUGGCUGGAGUGAUGGGAUGCUUCGGGAUACCAUGUACAGGCUUGGCGAUGAUGGCGACAUUAUUACAGUGGAAGUAAACAAUGUCCUUAUUCAGAAAAAAAUCCACAAUGUGUUUGGAGUCAUUAAAGGUUAUAUGGAUGCAGAUCGUUAUAUGGUGAUCGGAGCCCAGCGAGAUGCAUGGGGCCCUGGAUUUGCCAGAAGCACAGUCGGCACUAGUUUACUGGUGGAAUUGGCCAGAACUAUCACAGACAUGAUCAAGAAUGAUGGAUUCAAGCCGAAGAGGAGCAUAGUUUUUGCUAGCUGGAGUGCUGGUGAAUUUGGGAGUGUUGGGGCCACUGAGUGGUUGGAGGGCUACCUGACCUCCUUGAAUUUGAAAAUGUUUUCUUACAUCAGCCUUGAUGAAGUUAUUUCAGGUUUUGACUCUUUCAGAGCAACUGCCAGUCCACUGCUGUAUGAGUUAUUAGAGAGCACAAUGAAACAGGUCUCCUCUCCAGUUGAUGCAACCAAAUCCUUGCAUGAACAGUUUGCUGGAUCCAACUGGGAGAAGUCUGUAAUGGAGCCUAUGGGUUUGUCUCACUCUGCUUAUCCAUUCCAGACCUUCUCGGGCAUCCCGUCAAUUUCGUUUCGAUUUACUUCGAGUUCAAAGUCAUACCCUUUUGGAACUAUUGAGGAUACUGAUCAAAAUCUGGAACGGUACACUUCCUACAACACUCUCAAACUCGCCAAGACUGCAGGUGAGGUGGUCGGACUGGUUACGCUUCGGCUGAUGCAUGACCACUUGCUCAAACUGAACGUGGCAAAGUAUACCAGCGUCAUCCGCAACUAUGUGUCCCAAAUCAGGUCUAAAUUUGAAUCAUGCCAAAUGUCUGGCCGCCUUCCUUCCACUGUGAGGAUGCAGUGGCUUCUCUCAGCUCAGGGGUCAUACGAUCGUGCUGCCAGCACCUUUGUUUCAGCCAUCCGAAACAGUGACCUUGAAGACAUGGAGCAGUGUCGCAUCAUCAACAAUCGCAUUAUGAGGGUGGAAGGCAGUCUUCUCUCUCCCUAUGCGUCUCCGCGGGAGAGUCUGUUCCGGCAUAUUCUGCUGGGCUCUGGACCACACACUUUGGCAGCUCUGGUGGAUCACCUUGAAGCUAUUAAAGGAGGGCUUGAAUCUGCUGACAUUGACCAAUUCAAGAAUCAGUUUGCUCUUGCCACCUGGACCAUCCAGGGCUGUGCCAAUGCAUUGGCAGGGGAAGUAUGGGAUAUGGAUAAUGAAAUUUAGACAAGCAGAUUCAGCUUACCUCUUUAACUAUGUGAUAACGUUGAACCGUCACUCAAGGCAAAAAAGGAAACUUAAAGAAGAAAAUUAUUUUGGUGCUCUAUUAACAUAAAUUUAUGAUAAGUGGUUUAUAUCAGUAUUUACAGCAGUAGUUGAUCCAAAAAUAGAACAUUAUGUCAUCAUUUACUCACCAUCAUGUCAUUCCAAACCCCUUCUGUGAAACACAAAAGAAGAUAUUUGAAGAAUGUACUGGUCACACUUUUCCAUGAAAUUGCUGGAGCUAUCAAACUUAAAAAAAGACACAAAGGCAUAUAACAUUAUAAAAGUAGCUCAUAUUACUCAUGUGCUAUAAUUCAUCCUCUGAAUCCAUACAGAUCAAAAUUCAUAAGGGGUUUGAUUGACAUCAAGGUAGACAACCCAGAAUUUCUAUUCUUGGGUGAACUAUUCCUUUGAGAUCUAGUUUAGAUUAUACAAAUUUGGAAUGUGUUACUGGUUUGUUAUUUUCAGCAUUUUCAGACUCCUUUUAGGAACUUCUUGCAUAAUACCUGAACAGUCUGGAUUUAGAGGGGUUUUUAUACAGGCUCCAGUUUGACAAUCAGCCAUUGUCAUUUUAAUGUUUGUAACCUAACUUACCUGUGAUCAUAAAACGCCUCGUAAAGCACAGUAUUUUUCCAAUUUUCCGGUUGGAUAAAAUUUUUCAGGGGCUUUUCAGAUCAGUUCUGUCAAAUAAUAGAAAGAAGCAUUCCUAUGUGGCUCUGAAAUCUCUAUUUAUUAGUUUUUUUUAUUUAUCAGUGACAGGGAUCACUAUAAAUAGCAUUUUGUAACGCCUUUUUUAACAAAUGUAUAAUUAUCGGAAGCAGUGCCUUCCAUAAUUAUGACAGUUAUACUGUCGAAAUGUGAAAGCAGCAUCUGCUAUGGAGAUAACCUUGUUUUCAAAAGCUAUGACCACAGACUACAACAUUGUAUUUCUUAAAUGAUCAUUUAAAAAAAAUCAGUAAAUUACAAGUAUGUAUCAGUCUUUGGCAUCCUCCUUUUGAAUCAAUGUUAUACCUGAUCCAGAAUCAUUAUCGGGAGCAGUGCCUUCCAUAAUGCGAAGAAGAUGAUGGUAGAUUUUGCCUACCGAUGUGUUGAUAUCGAGGGCAGUGCCCCUCAUAUUUCACUGUGGUGUGAAUGUAAUAAUUGGGAACAGUGUUUCCUAUGAUGAUGUACAAAAUCAUCUAUAUUCACACACUCUUACAAUAGAAGUUAUCUGUUGUGAGUCUUGUAAUCUGUUGUCAGUUUUUCAUACGCAAUCAAGUGCUGUUACCUUCUUUAGCCUUGGAUUAAUCAAAUGUGGAACAGGUGAGGAUCACAGCAGAGAUUAAAAACAUUAGAAACAUUCUCUGUAUGAUCCUGUCAUGGGCUUCUAUAAGAUUCUGUUCUGUUCUCUUACUCGGUUUUCAUAUUUCUUUUGUUUCUGGUGUAUUAUUUAUUAUUUGUGCCUUGUAGAUUAUGAUGAAGCCUUUAAAAUGCUUUUUCCCCCUUCUCUUUGUUCUUCUUUGUUUUCUCUUCUUUGUGUGUAUUUAACUUCACUCUUGCUGUUUUACUUGCAAAUCAAAGUGAGAUUAAAUAAUAAUAAUACAAAAAAAACUAUUCAGCUAAUUGGUUUUAAUGUUCACCUUUUGAUGCCAGUAUCAUCUGUUUAUUAUUAUAUCAUGGUUGUCAGAAGACAUCAAUAUGAUUCGAAAAGUGGGAAAUAAUGUUUAUGCACUGAUAAAAAAAAAGACAAACACUCAUGCAUGACUUUGAAAUAUGUCCUGUUUGAACACACACACACACACACGUGUGUGGAAGAGAUGAAAAUGUAAAUCUAAAAAAAAGUCCAUUGUGACUUGCAGUUUCAUGAUUGUCUAUGCAGAUCAAUAUCUUAAAAAAUGUUUCUGAAGAAUGCUAUAUCCGUAGUAGUUUUGUUGUAGACAAAAGUGGUUUAUAGAAUUACACGUGCACUGAUUCUCAGUUUUAUGAUUAGUCUGCAAGUUAAUCAGCCAAAUAAUAGCCAAAUAUGUUUUGAAAUAUUAUCUGUAAUCAUAGCUUGUGUGUACAA